Messenger RNA from Branchiostoma floridae (Florida lancelet), 906 nucleotides. RefSeq names its product exosome complex component RRP41-like. Gene Ontology annotation, cellular component: nucleolus; nuclear exosome (RNase complex); cytoplasmic exosome (RNase complex). The record is from RefSeq and is a predicted model, not a curated record. The transcript has 4 exons. Lineage: Eukaryota; Metazoa; Chordata; Leptocardii; Amphioxiformes; Branchiostomatidae. Gene Ontology annotation, biological process: nuclear mRNA surveillance; rRNA catabolic process; U4 snRNA 3'-end processing. Bases 42 to 782 code for a protein of 246 amino acids.
CUGAAAUCAACACCCCUAUCAGUGGGCGAUUCUUCCGUAAAAUGGCUGGUCUGGAGAUCAUUUCUGACCAGGGCUACCGCAUCGAUGGACGCCGUUCCUCGGAGCUUAGGAAGGUCUGUGCCCGUAUGGGGGUGUUCACACAGGCCGAUGGCUCGGCGUACAUCGAGCAGGGAAACACCAAGGCGCUGGCCACCGUGUACGGGCCACACGAGGUGAGGAAGGGAAGAGGCAAGAUCCAACAUGACAGAGCUGUUGUCAACUGUCAGUUCAGCAUGGCUACCUUCAGCACCGGAGAACGGAAAUCCCGGCCGAAGGGGGACCGACGAUCACAGGAGAUGUCCAUGCACCUGCGCCAGACAUUUGAAGCUGUCAUAGUCACUGAGCUGUUCCCCAGGUCACAGAUAGACAUUUAUGUACAGAUCCUACAAGCUGAUGGAGGGAACUACUGUGCCUGUGUGAAUGCAGCCACUCUGGCAGUGAUAGAUGCAGGUAUCCCCAUGAAGGACUAUGUCUGUGCCUGUACAGCAGGCUUUAUCCAGGACUCACCACUGUUAGACAUCAGUUAUGUGGAGGAGUCAGCUGGAGCUCCCUUCCUCACUGUCGCCAUGAUGCCCAAAUCUGAACAGAUUGUCCUGUUGGAGAUGAACUCAAGAUUACAUGCAGAUAACAUGGAGAAAGUUCUGGACCUGGCGACGCAGGGCUGUAAAGAUGUGUUUGCUGUUCUGGACAGGCAUGUCAGGGACCAUGUCAGCGAAUCACAUGCACUCAUGACAGCCUCCUAAUGGAUGACUGCUGAAGGCUGGAAGAACCAGAUUUAGUUACAAGAACUAUAUUUGUAUAACCUGUAACUCUAGAUCUAUUUAACACUGUUUAUGCUGAAAAGUUAUCAAUGAAAAAAAAAAGAAA